AUGGCCGCUAAUAAAGACAGUGUUAAAGUUGCUGUUCGUGUGAGGCCUUUCAAUAAGAGGGAAAAGGAUGCCAGCAGCCGGUGUAUUAUUUCCAUGAACUCAAACACCACCACUAUCUAUGACCCUCGAAACCCACAGAACAGGAAGACCUUCACUUUUGAUUAUGCCUACUGGUCCCACAGUGAAUUUAUUAAAAGCAAAGAUGGGAUGCUUGUUCCAGGAGAACCAAAUAGCCGCUAUGCUGACCAGAGGAAGGUUUACCAGGACCUUGGCCAAGGUAUGUUGGAAAAUUCCUGGCAGGGGUACAAUGCCACACUAUUAGCCUAUGGACAGACCGGCUCAGGAAAAAGCUAUUCCAUGAUCGGCAACACCGCUAACCAAGGCAUCAUCCCUGCAAUCUGUAAAGAGCUUUUCAAAGAGACAGGAGAGAAUCGAGACAGCAACAGACUGCACCAGGUAUCCUUUAGCAUGCUGGAAAUCUACAACGAACAGGUGGUUGACUUGCUAUCUAAAAGCAAGGCCCCAGGAGGACUGAAGGUGCGGGAGGACCAGCAGCGUGGCUUCUACGUGGAGGGGCUGAAGUUGGUUCCCUGUGAGAGCUAUGGGCAGAUUGAGAGACUGAUGGAGCAGGGAACCAGGGCCAGGACCACUGCUUCCACCAACAUGAAUGCCUGCAGCAGCCGCUCACACAUGGUCAUCACCAUCCAGUUAAAGCAGAUUUGCACAAAGGAGAACCUCACAAAGCAGUCAAACAUUAACCUGGUGGAUCUGGCAGGCAGUGAGCGGCAGAGGUCCUCUGGGUCUGAAGGAGAUCGUCUCAAGGAAGGCACAGCUGUGAACCUCAGCCUGACCACGCUGGGCAACGUGAUAAGCUCUUUGGCAGACGUGGCAGUGGGAAGGAAGUCGGUGCACAUUCCUUACAGAGAUUCAGUUCUGACUAAACUGCUCCAGUCAGCGCUAGGGGGCAACAGCCGAACUGUCAUGAUUGCAACUGUCAGCCCUGCAGACAUCUGCUAUGAAGAGACUCUCUCCACUCUGCGCUAUGCAGAAAGGACCAAGAAAAUCCAGAACCAAGCUGUGAUUAACGAGAGCCCCAGUGAGAGGCUGGUCAAGGAGCUGAAGGCAGAGAACGGCAGGCUGCUCCUGAAACUGAGCAGACUGGGACAGGAUGGGAGAGGAGCGGAGGAUGAAACACAGGGGUUGCGUGAGCUCCUGGCGCAGAAUGAACUGCAGAUCCAAGCAACCCAGGCACUGUGGCAGCAGCACCUCGAAGAGGCACACAGGGAUUGGGAGCAGCAGUACACAGCUAUCACCCAGGAGAGGCGGAUGAUGCAGGCCUUCCCUUACAUAUUAAACAUCAAUGAAGACCCCCAGCUUUCCGGAGUGGUUAAACACUUUAUCCAAGAGGGUGAAUGGGAACUAGGUCUUUCUGACAGAGCUUCUAAUGCAAUAACAGUGAAAGGUCUGGGCAUUCUAGAUAAACAUGCUACCUUUACAAAUAUUGAUGGAAGAGUUGCCAUAGACCCAUGUGGAGAGGCCAAAGUGAUUGUGAAUGGCACACCCAUCCUGAAAGGCACUGAGCUCAAGCAUUUGGAUCGGAUUAUAUUGGGUUCGAACAGUACCUUUCUGUAUAUUGGCUUUCCCUCUGAACGCAGCGACGAGGACUGGGGCAGAUUGGACUAUGACUUCUUCCAGUCAGAGCUUGCCAUGGCAGAGGGGUUUGACAUGGAUAAACUGGAUACCAGUAGUAAGAAUGGCAAAGCCAACCCAAGUGUGCUCGCAGUAUUUCAUGACUAUAUCAAGGUGAUGCCCAUGGUGACUGAGGCAAACCAGAUGAGCCAAGAAUUAAACAAGGCUAUGGAGUUUAAGUUAGAGGUCAAAAACUUGGCAAUGUGUGACUCCAAGGGCCAUGAUCUGGAAAAAGAAAUCACAGUCAAAGUGACCCACAAAGAAACUAAGCAGGUGUGGGUGUGGUCCAAAGCAAAGUUUAUAAACAGGAAGUUUCUGAUGGAGGAGUUGUACCAGAGACACGUGGAAGAGGACACUGUGUGUGUGGACAGGGAGAAGGAUCCGUUCUGGGACCCAGUGGACUGUGUACACUUAGGAAGCGCUCAUGUCUGGCUGCAAUCUCUCGCCUUCUGCAUCAAACUGGAAGAACAGGUGGAGUUCCUCAACUCAGAAGGCAGGGAGGAAGCCAUCUUACAAAUACACCUUGUCCCCUGCACUCCCACAGGAGAAGUACUAGGAGAGGAUGACAUCCUGAUAGACCCCACAGAGCUGCUGGGCAGGAGACUUGAUUUCCAGAUACAUGUCAUCCAGGGGUUUGGAGUGAAGUGGCUUAAAGAGAUUACAGAUAGGGGAGUUCAGAUUGGAUACAGUGUAUAUAAUCACUCACACGUCUUUUACACCGAAUGUGUUUGGAAUCAUAUGAAUCCCACGCUGGAGCACAAGACACACUUUACAAUGCUGAGUGUCUCACAAGACUUUCUCAAUUAUCUGCAAACAAAUGCAUUAGUCGUUGACCUGUGGGGACUCCAAGAGGCCAGUAGCUCCCUGACAUCCGCUCUUCUGGAUGAGAAAGGCAGUUGGUUUGAUCGUGUGUUUGGAGGAUUCCCACUGCCCUUCAGUUCUCCUGAGCUGUUGUAG
Messenger RNA from Polyodon spathula (Mississippi paddlefish), 2646 nucleotides. RefSeq names its product kinesin family member 28 (gene kif28). The record is from RefSeq and is a predicted model, not a curated record. Gene Ontology annotation, cellular component: kinesin complex; microtubule. The transcript has 20 exons. Lineage: Eukaryota; Metazoa; Chordata; Actinopteri; Acipenseriformes; Polyodontidae. Bases 1 to 2646 code for a protein of 881 amino acids. Gene Ontology annotation, molecular function: ATP binding; microtubule binding; microtubule motor activity. Gene Ontology annotation, biological process: microtubule-based movement; cytoskeleton-dependent intracellular transport.